Cricetulus griseus (Chinese hamster) is the source of this 2745-nucleotide messenger RNA. Lineage: Eukaryota; Metazoa; Chordata; Mammalia; Rodentia; Cricetidae. The record is from RefSeq and is a predicted model, not a curated record.
GUUGACAAUUGCAUUCUUUGCACUCUCGGGGCUGGAUAUGUUGGAUUCCUUAGAUGUGGUGAACAAAGAUGAUAUAAUAGAGUGGAUUUAUUCCUUGCAAGUCCUUCCCACAGAAGACAGGUCAAAUCUAAGUCGCUGUGGUUUCCGAGGCUCUUCAUACCUGGGUAUUCCAUUCAAUCCAUCAAAGAACCCUGGAACAGCUCAUCCUUAUGACAGUGGACACAUAGCGAUGACCUACACUGGCCUUUCAUGUUUAAUUAUUCUUGGAGAUGACUUAAGCCGAGUAGAUAAAGAAGCUUGCUUAGCAGGCUUGAGAGCACUUCAGCUUGAAGAUGGGAGUUUUUGUGCUGUUCCUGAAGGCAGUGAGAAUGAUAUGAGGUUCGUGUAUUGUGCUUCCUGUAUUUGCUAUAUGCUCAACAACUGGUCAGGCAUGGAUAUGAAAAAAGCCAUCAGCUACAUCAGAAGAAGUAUGUCUUAUGACAAUGGCCUGGCACAGGGAGCAGGACUUGAAUCUCAUGGAGGAUCCACCUUUUGUGGCAUUGCGUCACUGUGCCUGAUGGGUAAACUGGAAGAAGUUUUUUCAGAAAAAGAACUAAACAGGAUAAAGAGGUGGUGUAUAAUGAGGCAGCAGAAUGGAUACCAUGGAAGACCUAAUAAGCCCGUUGACACCUGUUACUCAUUCUGGGUGGGAGCAACUCUAAAGCUUCUGAAAAUUUUCCAGUACACUAACUUUGAGAAGAACAGGAAUUACAUCUUAUCAACUCAGGAUCGCCUUGUGGGGGGAUUUGCCAAAUGGCCAGACAGUCAUCCAGAUGCUUUGCACGCGUACUUUGGGAUCUGUGUUUCUGCCAAUGCACGGACUUCUGAGCGCCUCCGAGAUCUCCAUCAAAGCUGGAAGACCAAGGACUCUGAAGAGUUCCCGGAGAGUGUCCGCAUUUCCACUUGAGUGACCCUGGGGAUGAAUGGGCUUGUAGCAUAACUGUAGCUCAAGGUUAAAAGCCAUGUGUAACCAAGUGUGCUCUUUUCUAAGGAGUAGUCUUAAGUCAAAGCUUGUACUGCUAACAAUGCAGGAUGUGGUCUUGAGCCUUGACCACUGUACUGGAUUUCAAGAAAAUCCUUGUUGAAAUUUGGACCUCAGCAGGACUCUUAAAUGUUUAUACUGUGUUUUUGAGAAGUUUCUUGGGGCAGAUUUACUAUAUAUAUGUAGGUCAUCUUCUUAAAACUCUUCAGUACAAGUUCUGGCUUACAAAAUGGACACAAAUAUUCAAGUUUACACUUCAUAUGGCAUUGAUGAUCUUCAGGUGAACAUUUAGUGAUCACUUAAAAAUCUCUACUGCUGAUGGUAAGAUUUGCUUUAUUGAAUUAAGUAUCUGGGAUUAUUCUUUAAAAAUAGAUGGUCUCAGUUUUCUUCAAGAAUAACAUAUUUUGUGUUAUUCUUAAGAUGUGCCAAGUAGACUUGUGUAACUUAUACAGAUGAAAUUAAAAGUUCAUAGUAAGAAAAAAUAGGCUUAACUAAUACUAUAGUUUUCUAAAGAGAGAGAGUACUACAUAAUUGAGGGAGAAGAAAUUGAACUGUGUAAUUAUGAAUGAGACGGUUCUGGGUUGUGUGUCAUUGUAAGAGGUCCCUUGGGUGAGUACCUGUUGUGUUUUGUUUUAAUCCCAAAUCAUUGGCUGCCUUUUGUCAGGGACAAGAGAGGAAAUAAUCUUUGCUAUCUAGAAAAAAGACACUCAGUGUUCUAUUCUUCUGAGGUUCAUAACACUGUAAUUAUAUGGUUCUGAGGUUCAUAACACUGUAAAUUAUAUGGUUUUUACAACUGAGUUCUUUUUAGUUGGUUGGAUAUUUUCUUUCUCUCUCUCUCUUUUUUCCCCCCAGUGUUUUGUAGCCACUAUAGUUAGCUGCUUUAUCCUCCAUCCUCCAGGUUGAGCAUCCUUAAUCCAAAAUUCAAUAUCUGGGCCAGGCACAGUGAAUGACAUAUGUCUUUAAGGUCAGCACUCUGGAGUCAGAGGCAGACAGAUCUCUGUGAGUUCAAGUCCAGCCUGGUAUACAUAAUAAGUUCCAGGCUAGCCAGAGCUACAUAGAGAGAACCUGUUCUGACAAAGAAAAAAAAAGGGGGGGGGGAACAGUAGCAACAAAAAUAAUAAAAUCCAUUAUCUGAGAUGCUUCAGAAUCUUAAAUUUUUUGAUGGACAGUAUGACAGAAUUGGAAAAUUCCACCAUUUCAUGCAGCAGGUCACACAUGAAUUUCAGGGACACUAUAAAUAGUGUAUAAAACUACUUGAAACUACUGAGUAAAGUGUAUGAAAUAAAUGCACAAGGUAAAGUGUGUAUGUAUUCCAAAAUCUGAAAACAGAAUCUAAAAUCUGAAACAUUACUUUUGGCUCCAAGCAUUUUGGAUAGUGAUACUCAACCUGUAAAUAAUUUUCUAAUGUUUUCAAGUUUGAUAAUUCUUUAAAUACAAACAGAACCACUGAAGUAUACAUAGUCAUUUAUAUUUUUAUAUUUUUGGCUAAGUGGGAGGGAAAUAUAUCCAUCUAGAGGAGAUAAACUGGUUUCACUUAUUCAUUGUCUUGUUUUAUUGUCUCAAUUCUGUGAACUGACAACCAAAAGCUGGUGUAAAAUCCUUUGUUAGCAAUCACUUGUCAAUAAAUCACAUCCAUGACUUGGUGACAAGAGGAAAUAUCUUCACUAGAAGAAAUAGGUGUGUUAACCUUGCUAGUAAUAAAAGUUGUAUUAUUAAUCUACAGA